AAACUCUUUUUGCCGAGAAAGUACUUAAGAUUUGCAUGCGAUUCGAUCGAUUAUAUUCAUGGGAAAUUAUGUGAUUUCCUUUGAACAGCGAAUCAUCGACUAUUCCGAGCGUAACAGAAAAAUUGCACAUUUUCAAGGAAAUCCCAUUCAGGACAGGACAAGACGAGAAGCCGAGAUAGCGUCCACCAACUGGACCGCUCUGGCCGACGAAUGGAUUGCGGCGAAGGCCAGAGCCGCCGAAAAGAUGGAUGUCGCUCUGCUGCCGUUCAACGAAAGAUUUCGGGAAUUACCACCCACGGUGGAGACUUUUGUUGUUAACGGUACGAAAGAAAUGGCACGGUUGAAUUACUCGCGGAUGCUAUGGGAUAUGGAAACUGUCCAACCAAGUGGACAUCUGUCCGGAUUUGUUGAUAAAGCUCUUAAACUUCUAGAUCUGAGGCAAGUCAUGAUGGAGGUUGAAACCUCCGUAAUGUCCAUAAUAUCUUGUACUGCAUGCAAAGUAGGAGCCGGCCUGUUACAACAUUACAUAAAAGUCGGCAAGAGCGAUGAAGAAAUCAUGGCCAGCAUUAAUCAAUUCUGCGUGUCGCUUAACAUACAGAGCGCUCGAGUCUGCCACGGACUCACUCUGCUUUUUGGGGGGGAAGUGAUCUACGUUCUGAAACAAGUGAAUAUGGGUCCAGCACAAAUCUGCAGCCUCAUGAUCGGCGAUGCAUGCGACGACGCGUUUAAUCCACUACACGAAUGGGAGGUGGCUUUUCCACCAGUCAAGAAACCGCCAAUCAAACCGCCAAUACCUCCGCAGGAAGGCGCGCCGACCUUCAAGGUGUUGCAUAUCUCCGAUACACAUUAUGAUCCCUAUUAUCAGGAGGGCGCGAAUGCCGAAUGCAAUGAACCGCUCUGCUGUCGGCUGACAAACGGCGCUCCUUUAACGGCCUCAGCCGCCGCUGGACGGUGGGGCGAUUACAGAAAAUGCGAUACACCCAAAAGAACGAUCGAUCAUAUGCUCAAGCAUAUCGCCGACACGCAUUCAGAUAUUGAUUACAUUUUGUGGACGGGUGAUUUGCCACCUCACGAUGUGUGGAAUCAAACGCGAGAAGAAAACCUUAAAGUAUUGCGUAAUACGGUCGCACAAAUGGUCGAGAUGUUUCCCGGCAUACCAAUUUUUCCUGCGUUGGGAAAUCACGAAAGCGCGCCGGUCAACAGUUUCCCACCACCCUUUGUGCCUGAAGAAAAUAGUAUCUCAUGGCUGUAUGAUGAGCUUGACAAACAAUGGCGACGCUGGCUGCCCGACGGUGUAUCACAUACUGUCCGUCGCGGUGCCUUCUACUCCGUUCUAGUUCGACCAGGCUUCAGAAUUCUCUCUGUGAAUAUGAAUUAUUGCAACAACAAGAACUGGUGGUUGUUGAUCAAUAGCACUGACCCGGUCAGUGAGCUACAAUGGCUCGUGUAUGAACUGCAAGGUGCCGAAAUCAAUGAUGAGAAAGUGCAUAUAAUCGGUCAUAUUCCACCUGGACAUUCGGAUUGCCUUAAGGUGUGGUCGAGGAAUUACUAUCACAUCAUCAACCGCUAUGAGUCAACAAUCACGGCCCAGUUCUUCGGGCAUACGCAUUAUGACGAGUUCCAGAUAUUCUAUGAUACAUCAGACCUCGGCAGAGCGCUCAGCAUCGCCUACGUCGGUCCUUCAGUUUCGCCAUAUUAUGAUUUGAAUCCCGGCUACAGAAUAUAUUAUAUCGAUGGAGAUCAUUCAAAGACUACAAGAAUGGUCAUCGAUCACGAGAGCUGGGUCAUGAAUCUCAAGGAAGCAAAUCUUUACGAUUAUCCGAUCUGGCAUAAGUUGUAUAGCGCGCGACAAGCCUACCAAAUGGCAUCGCUCUUACCAAAGGACUGGGACUCCCUAAUUGACAAAAUGACCAACGAACCAGCCCUCUUUGAUCUCUAUUACAAGCAUUACUAUAAAAAUUCUCCAGUGCGACCGGCGUGCAAUGACGAAUGUCGCAAGAGAUUGCUCUGCGAUUUGCGCAGCGGAAGAAGUCACGAUCGGAAAGCGUUAUGUCAGAGUUUAAUUUUGUUUUGUGUUUUGUAUUAUCAUUUUCUUUUUUUUUUUAAUUAAACUUUUCAAGAUAUAUGCAUAUGAUUAU
Camponotus floridanus (Florida carpenter ant) is the source of this 2138-nucleotide messenger RNA. RefSeq names its product sphingomyelin phosphodiesterase. Gene Ontology annotation, molecular function: acid sphingomyelin phosphodiesterase activity. Gene Ontology annotation, biological process: ceramide biosynthetic process; sphingomyelin catabolic process. The record is from RefSeq and is a predicted model, not a curated record. The transcript is spliced from 9 exons. The coding region runs from base 59 to 2110 and encodes 683 amino acids. Gene Ontology annotation, cellular component: lysosome. NCBI's taxonomy places the organism in Eukaryota, Metazoa, Arthropoda, Insecta, Hymenoptera, Formicidae.